GUAGUGUCGUGAAGCAUACCAUCAGGGAGAGCGACGGCGGCUUCGAUACACCCGGAGACUAUGCCAAUGUGCACGUUAAGUUCAGAGAGACAACGCAGGAUGCCAAUGCUAUGUGGGUGGAGAAGCAAUGGUUCAUGCUGCACGAGGGCGUACUACCGACUGCGGUGGAGGAUGCCAUUGAGGCCAUGUGCUUGGAAGAGAUCGCGAAGGUAUUUGUGAAGAG
Messenger RNA from Sphaeroforma arctica JP610, 223 nucleotides. RefSeq lists its product as hypothetical. The annotation marks the transcript as partial. NCBI's taxonomy places the organism in Eukaryota, Ichthyosporea, Ichthyophonida. The record is from RefSeq and is a predicted model, not a curated record. The transcript has a single exon.